Messenger RNA from Abrus precatorius (Indian licorice), 572 nucleotides. RefSeq lists its product as uncharacterized. The transcript has 4 exons. NCBI's taxonomy places the organism in Eukaryota, Viridiplantae, Streptophyta, Magnoliopsida, Fabales, Fabaceae. The record is from RefSeq and is a predicted model, not a curated record. Bases 65 to 499 code for a protein of 144 amino acids.
GUAAGACAUUUAAGUGUGACUUUCUUAUUAAGUUUACUACCACAAAGAAAGAAAUUCAGCUGCAAUGGGUUCUCUUAUGGCAGGAUGGGACUCUAUCGCCCUGGAUCCUGAAUCAGCGACACUUGAAAGGAAUCGCUCGCUCACCAAAGAAGAAAUUGAUGCUUACUGGAGAACACGGAAGAAUAUAGAGGAAGAACACCUCAGAGCCAUUUCCAAUUUAUCAGAUACCAUUCAGGCCAAAAAGUAUGAAGAAUCAGACAGGUUUCAUAAGUCAAGUCCCAUGCCCUUGGCCCGCAUAAAGGAGUCCCUAGGCAUGGAUGUUGACACAAAAAGUUUGGAGCAGCUUAUCAAGAAAAAUGGGUGGUGGACUAAGAGCAGCUGGGCAUUUCUGAAUGAACCUCCAGUGAUAGAAGCUGCUUCCAACAACUAUGUAUCACAGUUUCACGUAGCCAACUUGGGAUCAUCCAAAAUUAACCCCAGAGAUGGAAUUAGUGCUUGAUUUGAGUCUUUCCCACUUCAUCUUGUAUAUAUCCACAAAUAUAGUUGGUCUCUCUGUAUAAAGCCUUCUAUUU